Nothobranchius furzeri (turquoise killifish) is the source of this 6222-nucleotide messenger RNA. RefSeq names its product transcriptional regulator ATRX. Lineage: Eukaryota; Metazoa; Chordata; Actinopteri; Cyprinodontiformes; Nothobranchiidae. The record is from RefSeq and is a predicted model, not a curated record. Gene Ontology annotation, molecular function: ATP hydrolysis activity; ATP binding; ATP-dependent chromatin remodeler activity. Gene Ontology annotation, cellular component: nucleus.
GGAUCCUUCCUCCGGACAGCAGGGGGCGACACUUUAAGCGCUUGAGGAAAUUCAAGAAUCAAUUUUAACCCUUUUGCUCUGCUCUGCUAAGGGCUAAUUAGCGUCGUUUUGUCGUAAUAUUUUUGAAAUGUGAGCGUUUAAAACAAUAAAUUACGUAGAAUACCCUCUGGCUUUGCAACAUGGCUGCACUAAGCACCUCGACAAGCAAGCUGAAUGUUUUGGUCAACAGGCUGCACGAGUACUUGGCUCAUUCCAACGCCAAAGAUGGCAAUGAAACGCCAACAUCAGAAAACGCGAAUGGUCAGACAAAUAGGAGCCGCCGUGUUGGGAACUCAAUGGGUCAUACUGUCUCUGAGACUGGUGUGGACGCCAGAUACUCAAGGAGGAAACCGUUGGUCGUCAUAAAGCACUCCGGACUGGAUGAAUCUGGAGACUCAAAUGCAAGCGAGGACUUGAGUAUACCAUUCACUUCAAAUGGUCACGUUGAUGUCACCAGAUUACCAAAAGGGACAGCGCUGGUCCGACCUGAACCAGUGGACAGUGGACGAGAUGAUUUCAGAGGUCCUGAGUUUCGCAGUAGAAAAUCCAACGUUCUGCAGAGAGAGUUCUCAAGAAAACGUGGAGGAGGGCAACCUGUGGGAAUUGUGUGUUGCACUGCGUGUGGUCGACAAGUUAAUCACUUCCGGAGAGAUUCCCUUUAUCAACACCCAGUUCUGAAAGUACUUAUUUGCAAGACUUGCUACAAUUAUUACUCAAGUGAUGACAUCAGCAAGGAUGGAGAUGGAAUGGACGAACAGUGCCGGUGGUGUGCUGAAGGGGGUAACCUCAUAUGUUGCGACUAUUGUAGCAACGCUUUCUGCAAGAAAUGCAUUCUGAGAAAUCUGGGAAGGAAGGAGCUGUCUGGCAUCUUGGAGAGCAAGUGGUACUGCUACGUGUGCAGUCCAGAGCCUCUGUUUGACCUGGUGAUGGCUUGCAAUGCCGUCUUAGAAAAUAUAGACAAUCUGUGCUCUCAGCAGCGUAAGAAGAACAGAGUAGAGCCAGACAAAUCUGAACUGUACAUAUCGCCACUCUCGCCACAGAACAUUCCUUUGGAUAAAUGGGACCACAGCGGUAUGGAUGGAAAUGUGGUCUUCAACUACAAUACACUGCAAGUUUCCAAGGGCAUCACCAAAAAGGCCAAACAUCUAGUGGACUCAACAAACACCUUAAAUCAAGCAUUUUUAAAAUUUAUUCAGAAUGUGACAAACAAACAAAAGCCUAGAGUUCGUAUGCUGUUUCUGAACUCUUUUUUGGCUGUUACUAAAGGCUUACGAAAGUCUCUCACAGCACUGGAGGAGAGCCUCAAGGAAGAAUUUAGUGACUUGGAUGUGUUAGGUAGUUGGGACAAGAUACUUAGCAGUGGUCUUGAUACUGUUCCUACAGAUGGGGAGACUGAGCUGGAUAUUUCUGAGGAAAGAUGCUUGCGUGGCUUGCAGAAACUGGCAUCUGAGCAUGUUGACGAUAAUGACUCUGAUGGGGCAGCUCCAAACGCCCACUCUGGGAAGAAAUUGGGUCCAGAUUCACAAGAAGCUAGAUGUAGAGAACAGAGAACGUCUGUAAGUCAAGGAGAUGUGGUGAAAAAACUUGUCGUACAGCUUACACCUGUGUCCAUGGAGGAGUCAUCUUCUGAAUCCCCGAAGUUGGAGGAUUUCCAGAAGAAGGAAAGUAAAGCAAAGGGAAAACUGUUGUUGGAUGAAGAAGCUCUCGCUGUGAGCCCGAAUGCUGAAAGUAAAAUGAGCAGUGACCUGUCCAAUGCUCAUCUCCCAGAGGAGGAACAAGGCAAUAGGCGAUCUCCUCGUGUGAAGACGACUCCUUUGCGCAGACAAAGCGAUGUCAAGACCAAAACGUGUCUGUCAGCAGCAGACAGUGACAGCGACUCUGACCCCGAAGGAACGGCGGGCACUGCACCUGCCGCCAACGAUGAAGAGCAAAAUCUGAGCAGAGAAAGGGACGAUUCUGAUUCAGAUGAAGUCCCCGCUGCGCUGCUUGUACGAGCAAAUAUGACUCAAAGUUCAGAUGAAGAGGAAGAUGGUCAUGCAUCACCGAGCAAAGUGGCCAAAAAAUGUCUGUUUUGGCUCACCAAGAAUAGCCCAAUGUCGCCGGAGAAGAUGCGGCAGAAACGUAAGAUGCGGGAUCGCGCCUCAGAGUCAGAAUCGAGCUGCAGAGUUAUCAGCGUCGAACAGGAAAGCGAGACAGAUUCUUCCAGCGAUGAGCAGGACUCUCAGAAAAAAAUUCAGCACCUAAGUACAGUGAGAUCAAUAGGGAAGCCCCAGCUUGUCAAAAGAGAAGAGAAAAGUGGCGCUAGAAAGCAGAGAAGACUACAAUCCAGCAAUUCCAAAGCACAGCAGGAAGCAAGUGAUUCAUCAUCUCUGCUGAGUGAAGAUGAGCAAGAUGAUGACUCUGAGAGUGAUGGAAGUGUUCAGAAGAUGAAGCCGAUCACAGAAAAUGUUUCUUCUUUAGGAGUAGCAGCAUUCCACCAGUCAUCAGGAGAUGAUGAACAGUCCAGGCCCUCAUGGGCAGCAGAAGAUGAUGAUCCGGAAAAUAGAAUCGCUAAGAAAAUGCUGUUGGCCAGCAUUAAAGCCAACUACUCCUCGGAUGAUAUUUCUUCGGGUGAAGAAACUCCUGUGGAUGAAUCUGAGUCAGAUGACAACAAUGAGGAGAAAAAAGGCACAGAGGAUGCUGGAACCAAUCUAAAUGGAGAAGAUGAGGCAUCGGAGUCCUCUGACAGCACGUCUGAUAAACCAAAGUCCAGACACCACCUCCUCCGCCACAAACUUGCGUUGGAUGAGGGGAGGAGUGAAAGGGCUGAGAGUGAUGCAGAAAAGCAGGAGAGCAAAGGAAGAGCCAAGAGGAAACGACUGAGCUCUGGUGAGAGUGGUGCAAACGGCUGUUCCGACAGUGAGGAUGAGGUGAGCGAGGAGUUGAGCCAGUCUGAAGUGGAAUCUGAUGAAGAUCUCCAGAGAUCAAAGACGAACAAAAAGGAGGAAGCUUACGGUGUCAAACCCAAGAAUGAAGUGCAGUGCAUUUGGCUGUCUGACUCCAGCAGUGAAAAGCAAAGCGAGGAAGAGACCGUAGAGGUGGACAGUAAAAGCAACACACCCAAAGGACGCAAGAAAAUUCGUAGAAUUAUUGACGAUGUGAACCUGUGUUUGGAGAGCCAGGAGGCUCUCAGAGAAGAGGAGGAGAGACGGAAGCGUCUCGCUAGCAGAGAGCAGCAGAUGGAGGAUAGGAGAGAGAUAAUUGUAGUGGAGGAUGAACUGUCCCAAGUGUCAUGUCCCAUCACUACCAAGCUGGUCCUGGAUCAGGAUGAAGAGACCAAGACACCACUUGUUCAGGUGCACAGGAAUCUGGUCACAAGACUGAAGCCUCACCAGGUGGAUGGAGUCCAGUUUAUUUGGGACAGCUGUUGUGAGUCAGUGAAGAAGGCCAACUCUUCUCCUGGAUCAGGGUGUAUUCUGGCACACUGCAUGGGUCUGGGAAAGACACUGCAGGUUGUAGCGUUCCUUCACACGGUGCUGCUCUCAUCACACCUGAAGUUCAGAACAGCCUUGGUUGUGUGUCCACUUAACACCAUCCUCAACUGGGUCAGCGAGUUCCAGAAAUGGCAAGAUGACAUGGAAGAUAAGGUCAAGGUUACAGAAAUGGCCACAAUCAAGUCUCCUUUAGAACGAGUCAGAGCUCUGCUGAAGUGGCAGAGAGAUGGUGGUGUCAUGAUCAUGGGGUACGAGAUGUACCGCAUGAUGUCUCAAGGUAAUAAAACCAACAGUGAAGACAUCAGGAGCGAGCUGAGGAGAACGUUGGUGGAUCCAGGUCCAGACUUUGUGGUUUGUGACGAAGGGCACAUCCUUCGCAACGAGUCCUCCAGAAUCUCUAUAGCUAUGAGUGCAAUCAAGACCCAGAGAAGAGUGGUGCUGACGGGCACACCGCUUCAGAACAACCUUGAUGAGUACCACUGCAUGGUCAGUUUCAUCAAGAAGAAUCUGUUGGGCUCUCUGAACGAGUUCAGAAACCGCUUCAUUAACCCCAUAAAGAACGGACAGUGUGCGGACUCCACCUCGAAAGACGUCAGGAUCAUGAAGAAGCGAGCGCAUGUGCUUCAUCAGAUGUUGGAGGGAUGUGUGCAGAGAAAAGAUUAUUCAGAGUUGGCCCAGUUUCUGCCUCCCAAACACGAGUAUGUGCUGGCAGUGAGGAUCACCCCCCUCCAGUAUAAACUGUACCGCUCCUACCUCGACCAUAUCUCCGGUGAGGGUGCGGUGACCGACAGACCAAAGCAGAGGCACGGCGCCCACUUCUUCAAGGACGUUCAGGUCCUCGGUCGCAUUUGGAAUCAUCCCUGGUCCCUUCAGCUAAGCAAAGGAAACAAGAAGAAGAAUGCAGCUGGAAUGGCAGCUCAGGCUAUAAAUGGAGAGACCAUCGUGCUUGAGAGCGGACAGAGAGUGAACGAGGGGAAAGCGGUGGAGAACAGCAGCAUGGUGGCUAUCGACGCUCCCAAAGACCUCCCGGUGGUGGAAGGAGAGAAAUUAGGCUUCAGCUCGAGGCCUCAGAUUUCAGAUGCGCCCUGGUUCAGAAACUUACUGACUGAUGAUGAAGCCAGAAUCCUGGAGCAUUCUGGGAAGAUGGUUCUUUUGUUUGAGAUCCUCCAAAUAGUAGCAGACCUGGAUGAAAAAGUGCUUGUAUUCAGUCAGUCUUUGACCACGUUGGACCUAAUUGAGUACUUCCUUAAGGCUUCUCAUGAAGCCAGAAAGCCAACAUCGUCACAUAAAGCCGACUGCUGGAUCAAAAACAUAGAUUAUUACCGCCUAGACGGCUCCACCAGCGCUUCAACAAGGAAGAAAUGGUCUGAUGAGUUCAAUAAUCCCGCCAAUGCCCGUGGAAGAUUAUUUCUGAUCUCAACGAAAGCUGGAUCUCUUGGCAUCAACCUGGUGGCUGCUAACAGGGUGGUCCUCUUUGAUGCAUCGUGGAAUCCCUCGUAUGACAUCCAGAGCAUUUACAGAGUGUAUCGCUUCGGUCAGCUCAAACAAGUGUUUGUGUACCGCUUCUUGGCUCAGGGCACCAUGGAGGAGAAGAUCUAUGACCGGCAGGUGACCAAACAGUCUCUCUCCUUCAGAGUGGUAGAUCAGCAGCAGAUUGAGAGACACUUCACUCUUAAUGAGCUGAACGAACUCUACUCAUUUGAGCCAGACCUGCUCGAUGACCCAAACUCCAAAAAAAGCAAGAGACCCACCCCGAUUCUACCAAAGGACAGCGUCCUGGCACGACUGCUGCAAACUUGUAAAGACCAGAUAGUUUCGUACCACGAACACGAAUCUCUGCUGGACCAUAAAGAAGAGGAGGAGCUCAGCGAGGCAGAGCGCAAAGCUGCGUGGGCCGAGUAUGAAGCUGAGUCAAACUCCACCAGCCUCUCCAGCAGCUCCAACCAGGACUCACUGAGUGGGAAGACCAAUGAGGAGCUGAUGGCACUGCUCAACAGAAGCAGAUCAACUGUAGCAACAGCCUUCCAGCUGCUGCAGAAGAUGAGGUCUGCCUCUAUCGAGGAAUAUAAGCAGCAACUGCAACUGCAGUACCCCCUCUUGCCUGAGGACACGUUGCUGAUUAAAGCUGUGACUUGGAAACAGUUUGAUGAUAAGAAGCGGGACGUCACACAAGCCUUUUAUCGAGACGCUCUUUCUCAGCAACAAUCACUGACGCUCAAAAUCCAGGCCAUACUCAACAGUCGAAGAAACUUUGAGAUGCAAGUGAACCAGCCAGGAGACGUCAGCAGGAACUCUGUGCCUUAAUAAAGAAAGAUUUGUCAUAUUUAGUUUGAUGUUAUUAUAAAUAUUUGAUUUAUAAUCUGCACUAAAAUCACCACUGAAAAGUCUCACAUUCUGAUACUUAACACUAUUUGCUUUGAAUGUUUUGUGGUUAGUUAACAUUUGUGUUUUUCUUUAAGGAGUUAACAUUCCAGUGGAUUUAGUUCUUACAUGCUGUGUGUUUUGGUGGCGAGUUCUUUUCUGCUGACAAAUCAAAAUGAGUAUUUUCUCAUAAAGAUGUGUUUUUUAGUCCAACAGAUACAAAAGGUAGUCAAGAAAGAAAAUGUCUGUUUACAACAUAUUUAUUAUCAAGAAAAACUUGGCAAUUCACGAAAAUGUGAAGUGUUCAUAGUGAUACAGAAUUUAAUAAACAUUACUUUUUGAAGAAAAA